CCGUAGUCUGUACAUCACUAUCGUAUAAUAACAAAUAAUAUUCUACGCGAAUAAAUGCCACAGCACAACCUUACCCCACCCCCGCCAUUCCCAGCACAGUUUUUGUCAUCCUUCAAACACGGUAGACAGUAUAAAUUUCGUCAUAUGUGUCCUAUCCUUUAACGACCUAAUCGUACAAUAUUUGGACAAUUUAGUGUCAUUUAAUGCAUCGUAAUUAUUAAAAUAUAGUACCUACCUAUAUAUUAGACAUACCUAUACUUACGUACGUAAAUCGGCUCAUAUCCGAUACUGGACGAAGUAGAAAAAUGAAACUAAAACCGUUAAGAUGAUGAUGAUAAUGUUUCCAGCAACUAAUGAACGCCAUAACCAUGGUGCAUAAAAUGCAGAGGUUAGCGAUGAACGUGUCGGAAGUGUCGGACACAUCGUCGUUGCUGCCUGCUGCGGCAGGCGUGCCGAACAGACAGAAGUGUGCUACGAUUGUAGAGGAAGCCGAGAUUGAUGAUUUUGACGGUGAUGAUGAUCAUGGCCAAGAUAAUUAUGGUUAUGGCACUGAAGGUAGAAAAACAAAUAGCGUGUGUGCGCGUGGGUAUGUGCGUGUGUGCGUGUGUGUUGUUACCCAGCGACUUCCAAUAAUCCGUGUUGCGUUUGAAAUGAUCUGGCUUUCGUGAAUGUAUAUUUUGAACCCACGUAGAUGAACACACAUUGCAUAAUAUAAUCAAAGGUGGGCAUUGACUUGCUAAUAGGUUUAACUAUAGCUUAAUUGA
Messenger RNA from Melanaphis sacchari, 764 nucleotides. RefSeq lists its product as uncharacterized. The transcript has a single exon. The record is from RefSeq and is a predicted model, not a curated record. NCBI's taxonomy places the organism in Eukaryota, Metazoa, Arthropoda, Insecta, Hemiptera, Aphididae. Bases 354 to 668 code for a protein of 104 amino acids.